This is a messenger RNA of Xyrauchen texanus (razorback sucker), 1545 nucleotides long. RefSeq names its product potassium channel tetramerization domain containing 14 (gene kctd14). NCBI's taxonomy places the organism in Eukaryota, Metazoa, Chordata, Actinopteri, Cypriniformes, Catostomidae. The record is from RefSeq and is a predicted model, not a curated record. Gene Ontology annotation, biological process: protein homooligomerization. Bases 82 to 810 code for a protein of 242 amino acids. The transcript is spliced from 2 exons. Gene Ontology annotation, molecular function: protein binding.
GGGUCUUAUAAAGUUACACACACACCUGAUACAACCUACUGAACUACUGACUGCGUGAAGAACAAGUUUUAACCCAAGAUCAUGAGUUUACCAGACUAUAAAUCUACUGGAAAACAGUCCACAGCACCUGUGCAGUCGAAAUCUCAAGUUGUUCAGCUCAAUAUUGGAGGUCAUGUUUUCAGCACCACCUUGGGAACCAUUCGUAAGUUUCCAAACUCCACACUGGCAGACCUGUUUAAUGGGUCAUCCAAGCUUCGGAUGGACUCUGAGGGUCGAUACUUCAUAGACCGUAAUGGCUCUCACUUUGGGUUGAUCCUCGAGUACCUCCGAUCAGAAAAAGUUCCCUCCGAACAUUUACAGGAAGUUCAUAAGGAGGCUUUGUACUAUGACAUCAAACCUCUAGCCAAAGCCAUUGAAGAUAUGCCUCAGAUCUUUGGAGAAACAGUCGGAAGACAACAAUUCUUGGCCCGUGUUCCAAACUACCGGGAAAACCUGGAAGUAAUUGUCAAGGUAGCCAGAGCGGAGGCCAUCGCAUCUCGGUACUCGAAGAUAAUCGUCUGUGUCUUGAGGACAGAAGAUGAUUUAGCCAGAUACAAUGAUGCCAUUGACAGUCUCGACACUCCGAAAGAGUCUGUGGUGAGAUUCGGUCCAUGGAAAGCUCCAGCUUCAGUGGAGGAUCUGUUAGAUUGCAUCAGAAUGGAUAUAGAGGCCAAAGGAUAUAAAGUCAAGAUCGAACCACACAACAUAGACAAAGUGUUUCUCUUCAAAAGCUACAACUUCUUCUAUAAACUGACAUUCACCUGGUGGUGAUGGGUGUGUGGCCCAACAACUCAACCAAUGAAAUAGUGAUUUGAAGAGAAAAGGGAUAUUUGGACAAUGGUUUGAUGGAACUUUAGCAAUUCAGACAUAAAAGUGACAAGAACCUCCUAUAUGACUGACAGCUUUUAUAUAGGUGUCAUGAAUCUGUCAGUAUCUGUCAUUGGCCUGCCUUGUUAAAGGGAUAGUUCACCCAAAAAUGAAAAUUCUCUUAUCAUUUACUCACCCUCAUGUCAUCCCAGAUGUGUAUGACUUUCUUCUGCAAGACACAAACAAAGAUGUUUAGAAUUAUAUUUCAGCUCUGUAGGUCCAUACAAUGCAAGUGAACAUGGCCAGAAUUUUGAAGGUCCAAGAAGCACAUAAAGGCAGUAUAAAAGUAAUCAUUAAGACUACAGUGGUUAAAUCUAUGCCUUCAGAUGCGAUAUGAUAGGUUUGGCUGAGAAACAAAUCAUUAUACAAGUAUUUUUAUACUCUAAAUCUCCACUUUCACUUUUUUCUCCUUUGUUUUUCUGAUUCACAUUCUUUGUGCAUAUCUCCACCUACAGGGUAGGGAGGAUAAUUUAUGUUGUAUACUAUGCCUGUCCAUAGCUUGCUAUAACCUACAAUAAAUAAAUCAUUAAAAUAUUAAUGUAAUCACUAAAGCUUUCACUCCAGGAAUGUUUUUGGUUUGUUAACUGGUCAGUUUCUGACAAUUGUGUGAUUUAGUAUGAAUGAAGGGACAUUUUUAGU